GUACCCCUAUCCCAUCCUACGGUAUAUGCCGAACAAUCAUCGGAUUUGCAUAGUAAUCUAGCAACAGAGGCUGCAGCAGAGCUUUUAGCGGACGCUGGCGAUGAAGAUGUGAAUCAGGUGGACCACAAUUCUAGCAGACGAGCAGUAACUCUUAAAUUGAGCAGAGAUGAUGUUCAUGGUGGUAACGAAGCAAAUGAAGAAUUCAACAAACUUGAUGAGGAUUCCGAGGAUACAAAAAUGCCUCCUACCGCUGGAUUCACAGACCCUCUGGCGACUUUGGCACUGGUUGCUGCUCGCCGCAAUGACUCCUCGGAAUGUUGUGACAUUGUGAUGAGUGGCGUGGGUUUAAUAUAUAUUAACCAGUUCUGUAAGGAUAAGGUUAGUUUUAUAGGAUCUGAUGCUCGCAACCAAUUGGAUCAUUUCAGCCUUAUCUGCAGAGAAAUCAUUUGGCUUCAUCUUUACCCUCAACUAGCAGGAAAAAAUAUAUCCAUGAAAAGGGACCUUCAUGGCCUUGAAUGA
This is a messenger RNA of Protopolystoma xenopodis, 519 nucleotides long. NCBI's taxonomy places the organism in Eukaryota, Metazoa, Platyhelminthes, Monogenea, Polystomatidea, Polystomatidae. The record is from the annotation of a GenBank genome assembly.